AGAAUUGUGAAAGAAAGAUGGCUCGUACUAAGCAAACUGCUCGUAAAUCAACUGGAGGAAAGGCUCCUCGGAAACAGUUAGCUACUAAGGCAGCACGUAAAAGUGCUCCAGCAACUGGUGGUGUGAAGAAACCUCAUCGCUAUAGGCCAGGCACUGUUGCCCUGCGUGAAAUUCGUCGCUACCAGAAGAGCACGGAACUGCUUAUUCGCAAGUUGCCGUUCCAGCGUUUAGUACGCGAAAUUGCUCAGGACUUCAAGACCGACUUACGUUUCCAGAGCUCGGCUGUGAUGGCUUUGCAGGAAGCUAGCGAAGCCUAUCUAGUUGGCCUAUUCGAAGAUACAAAUUUGUGUGCUAUCCACGCUAAGCGUGUCACCAUCAUGCCCAAGGACAUUCAACUGGCCAGACGUAUUCGUGGGGAGCGCGCUUUUGCAACGUCCGCAUCUCCUGUGAUUGCCCAAGCAGCGUCAGGCGAGAAAAAGGUGGCUACUAAAAAGGCAGCAGCCGCCACACCAAAGUCAAAGAAGUCAGCAGCUCCUCCAUCGCACCCACCAACUCAGCAAAUGGUAGAUGCAUCGAUUAAAAACUUAAAGGAACGUGGUGGCUCAUCCCUUCUGGCAAUUAAAAAAUAUAUCGGUGCUACAUACAAGUGCGAUGCCCAGAAGCUAGCCCCGUUCAUUAAGAAGUACCUAAAGAAUGCGGUUGCGAAUGGAAAGCUGAUCCAAACAAAGGGCAAGGGUGCCUCUGGUUCGUUCAAACUAUCUGCAUCCGCUAAAAAGGAUCCCAAGCCAAAGGCCUCCGCUGUCGAGAAGAAAACUAAGAAGGUAAAUGCUUCGGCGGCAGCAGCAACUAAAAAGAAGAGUAGUACAUCUACCACGAAGAAAGCAGCGGGUGCCGCUGAUAAAAAGCCAUCAAAAUCGGCAGCAACCAAAAAGAGUGUUGAGAAAAAGAAGGCGGACAAAGCAAAGGCUAAGGAUGCGAAGAAAACGGGAACCAUUAAGGCCAAGCCUACAACAGCAAAGGCUAAAUCAAGCGCAACAAAGCCAAAGACCCCAAAACCUAAGACCACAACUGCUAAACCGAAGAAAGUCGUAAAGAUGGCUCGUACUAAGCAAACUGCUCGUAAAUCAACUGGAGGAAAGGCUCCUCGGAAACAGUUAGCUACUAAGGCAGCACGUAAAAGUGCUCCAGCAACUGGUGGUGUGAAGAAACCUCAUCGCUAUAGGCCAGGCACUGUUGCCCUGCGUGAAAUUCGUCGCUACCAGAAGAGCACGGAACUGCUUAUUCGCAAGUUGCCGUUCCAGCGUUUAGUACGCGAAAUUGCUCAGGACUUCAAGACCGACUUACGUUUCCAGAGCUCGGCUGUGAUGGCUUUGCAGGAAGCUAGCGAAGCCUAUCUAGUUGGCCUAUUCGAAGAUACAAAUUUGUGUGCUAUCCACGCUAAGCGUGUCACCAUCAUGCCCAAGGACAUUCAACUGGCCAGACGUAUUCGUGGGGAGCGCGCUUAA
Molecule: messenger RNA, 1505 nt
Organism: Drosophila novamexicana
Lineage: Eukaryota; Metazoa; Arthropoda; Insecta; Diptera; Drosophilidae
Product: histone H3.v1-like
Exons: 3
Coding region: 18-1505 (495 amino acids)
Biological process (GO): nucleosome assembly
Cellular component (GO): nucleosome
Molecular function (GO): DNA binding; structural constituent of chromatin; protein heterodimerization activity
Source: RefSeq, a predicted model, not a curated record